AUCAGCAAUAUACAUAUUUUUACAACUCACAAAAAACAAAAACAAAAAAAAUAAAUCUAAAACAGAGGAAGACGUCGUCGAAGGUAUAGAAACCUAAAUUUUGGUGGGGGAUAGUGCUCUGUUUCCGCCAUGGAAGACGUCUGCGAAGGAAAGGACUUCUCUUUCCCACGGGAAGAAGAAAAAGUUCUCUCCUUUUGGACUCAAAUCGAUGCUUUCAAGACACAGCUCCAACGAACAGAGGAUUGCGAAGAGUACGUCUUCUACGACGGUCCUCCUUUCGCCACCGGUCUUCCUCACUACGGACACAUACUCGCCGGUACGAUUAAGGACAUCGUGACUCGGUACCAGUCCAUGAACGGCAAACACGUCACGCGGCGGUUCGGUUGGGACUGUCAUGGUCUCCCUGUAGAGAACGAGAUUGAUCGUAAGUUGAACAUUAAGAGGAGAGACCAAGUGCUUGAGAUGGGUAUUGAUAAGUAUAAUGAGGAGUGUAGGAGUAUUGUGACGCGUUAUGUUGAGGAGUGGGAGAAGGUUAUCACAAGGACUGGUCGUUGGAUUGAUUUUAGUAAUGACUAUAAGACUAUGGACUUGUCGUUUAUGGAGAGUGUUUGGUGGGGUUUUGCUCAGCUUUAUAAAAAGGGGCUUGUCUAUAAAGACUUCAAGGUUAUGCCUUAUAGUACUGGUUGUAAGACACCUCUAUCUAAUUUUGAAGCUGGUCAGAACUAUAAGGAUGUGGUUGAUCCAGAAAUCAUGGUUACAUUCCCAGUGAUUGGGGAUGAAGAUAAUGCGGCUUUUGUGGCAUGGACUACUACUCCAUGGACUCUUCCAAGCAAUCUUGCUUUGUGUGUCAAUGCAAAGUUUGUCUAUCUCAAGGUUCGUAACAACAACAAUGGAAAAGUCUAUGUGGUUGCUGAAUCUCGGUUGUCAUCUCUUCCCAGUGAUAAGCCUAAGGCUGCUGGUGAUACCAAGAAGGCUAAAGGUGCUAAGCCUGACAGUGCAGAGGAUUCUUAUCAAGUUUUGGAAAAAUUUGAUGGAGCUUCCCUGGUUGGGAAGAAGUACGAACCUUUGUUUGAUUAUUUUAACGAUUUCUCUAGUGUGGCCUUUCGAGUAGUAGCAGAUGAUUAUGUCACUGAUGACUGUGGUACUGGUAUUGUCCAUUGUGCUCCUGCCUUUGGUGAAGAUGACCACCGUGUUUGUCUUGACAACAAGAUAAUUAAGAAGGGGGAGAAUCUAGUUGUGGUUGUUGAUGAUGAUGGGUCGUUUACUGAGAGAAUCACCCUCUCUAGUGGCCGUUAUGUCAAAGAUGCAGACAAUUAUAUAAUUAAAGCCGUGAAGGACAAAGGCAGGCUUGUUAAAUCAGGAAGAUUUACUCACUCAUAUCCAUUUUGUUGGCGAUCAGACACCCCUCUCAUAUAUAGAGCAGUUCCGAGUUGGUUUGUUAAGGUGAAGCAGUUGAAAGAAAAAUUGUUAGAAAACAUUGACGACGAAAAAACAAAAUGGGUACCUAAAUAUGUGAAGGAAAAACGUUUUCAGAAUUGGCUUGAAAAUGCAAGGGAUUGGGCAGUUAGCCGAAGUAGGUAUUGGGGAACGCCUCUUCCGAUAUGGAUCAGUGAUGAUGGGAAGGAAACGGAGGUCAUGGAUUCAGUUGAGAAGCUUGAAAAGCUCUCUGGUGUCAAGGUCUUUGAUCUGCAUCGUCACCAUGUUGAUCAAAUUACAAUCCCGUCAACUCGCGGUCCUGAGUUUGGUGUGCUCCGUCGUGUAGAAGACGUUUUUGAUUGUUGGUUUGAGAGUGGUUCAAUGCCUUAUGCAUAUAUCCAUUAUCCAUUUGAAAACAAGGAGCUAUUUGAGAAGAACUUUCCUGGUGAUUUUGUUGCCGAAGGGCUCGAUCAAACUCGUGGAUGGUUUUAUACUCUUAUGGUGUUGUCUACAGCAUUAUUUGAUAAACCAGCUUUUAAAAAUCUGAUCUGCAAUGGUCUCGUGCUUGCUGAGGAUGGCAAAAAAAUGUCUAAGAAAUUACAGAAUUAUCCACCACCUUUGGAUAUCAUAAAUGAGUACGGGGCUGAUGCUGUGCGAUUGUACCUGAUCAAGUCUCCGGCUGUACGUGCUGAGCCACUGCGCUUCAAGAAAGAAGGAGUACAUGGUGUUGUCAAAGAUGUACUCCUUCCAUGGUACAAUGCAUACCGGUUCCUUAUUCAGAAUGUAAAGAGACUUGAGACUGAAAUUUCUGGGCCUUUUGUUCCUAUUAAUCUGGCAACUUUACAGUCAUCAAACGUUCUCGAUCAGUGGAUUCACUCAGCCACACAAAGUCUAAUCAAUUCUGUCCACAAGGAGAUGGAUGCAUAUGAGCUUGACAAUGUGGUUACUGAACUCGUGGAGUUCCUUGAAGAUCUCACUAACAUAUAUGUUAGAUUCAACCGCAAGAGGUUAAAAGGCCGUACAAGGAAAGAUGAUUGUCACACUGCUCUUUCAACUCUAUAUAAUGUACUUCUUACUUCUUGCAAAGUGAUGGCUCCUUUUACACCGUUCUUCACUGAGACAUUAUACCAAAAUCUGCGGAAAGUGUGUGAAGGUUCUGAGGAAAGCAUUCACUACUGCAGGUUUCCACAAAAGGAAGAAGCUAGAGAGGGGGAGAGGAUUGAGAAAAGUGUUACAGAGAUGAAGAAAAUCAUUGAACUUGCUCGGAAGAUUCGUAAUCGUAAGAGUGAUAAGCGUCAAGAACAACUACCCUUGAAAACUCCUCUAAAGGAAAUGAUUGUAGUCCAUCCAGAUAAAGAAUUCUUGAAUGACAUAACUGGAAAACUAAAACAGUAUGUCUUGGACGAAGUUAAUGUAAGAUCUCUUGUCCCAUGCAAUGAUACUUCGAAAUAUGCAUCACAAAAAGCAGAACCAAAGUACAGUGUGUUGGGAGAGCGACUUGGAAAAUCUAUGGGGCUUGUUGCAAAGGAAGUUAGAAAAAUGUCUCACCAAGAUAUCUUAAGAUUUAAGGUUACUAAGGAAGUUACUAUUGCUGGACACUCGCUCAAGAUAGAGGAUAUUAAGACUUUCAGUGAGUUCAAACGCCCAGAUGGUUUCAAAGAUACAGAGAUUGAUGCAGCUGGAGAAGGUGAUGUUUUGGUGAUUCUGGAUCUACGAGAAGAUGAAUCUUUGAAAACUGAAGGUGUUGCUCGUGAGAUUGUCAAUAGGAUCCAGAAACUACGGAAAAAGUCAUGUCUGGAACCAACAGACUUUGUUGAAGUGUACUUUGAAUCGUUAGAUAUGGAUGAAUCUGUUGUGCAACAAGUUCUAUAUUCUCAGGAACAAUACAUUAGGGAAAAAAUUGGCUCCCCUUUGCUUAUGUCUACUUUGAUGCCACCAGAUGUAGUCAUUGUAUCUGAUGAGAAUUUUGAAUUGAAAGAAUCUAAAUUGUCAUUUAAUAUAAGUUUGGCUAGACCAUCUUUAAAGUUCAAUGAAGAAGCUAUUCUCGCUUUGUACUCAGGGAAUGAAAAAUUUGCAACCAGGCUCCAGAAUUACUUGAGGGCUUAUUCAAAUUUUAAGUCAGAGAUCCAAACUGGAGAUGGGAAGAUAACUGUAAGCUGCAUUGAAAACCAACCUCCUGUGACUGUGGUUCUAGGAGAACAUUUGCAUUUGACAGUGGGCGACUACUUGUUGAGCAAGAAGAAUGCAUAAGAGCCUUUUUAAGUUGUUUUAUUUCUAGAUUGUUGCAAGAAGUUAAUUAUGUGUGUUUGAGACUUUGUACUCUUUCUAUUUGUACAAUACUAGACUUUUGAAGAUGGUAGGACAGAUAGGUACGUCCAGUGACUAAAUCUGAA
This is a messenger RNA of Camelina sativa (false flax), 3809 nucleotides long. Its product is annotated as isoleucine--tRNA ligase, cytoplasmic. Gene Ontology annotation, molecular function: ATP binding; tRNA binding; aminoacyl-tRNA deacylase activity. The record is from RefSeq and is a predicted model, not a curated record. Gene Ontology annotation, biological process: isoleucyl-tRNA aminoacylation. Lineage: Eukaryota; Viridiplantae; Streptophyta; Magnoliopsida; Brassicales; Brassicaceae.